Elephantulus edwardii (Cape elephant shrew) is the source of this 1867-nucleotide messenger RNA. It is a transcript of the gene OSR2, whose product is annotated as odd-skipped related transciption factor 2. The record is from RefSeq and is a predicted model, not a curated record. Bases 543 to 1481 code for a protein of 312 amino acids. Lineage: Eukaryota; Metazoa; Chordata; Mammalia; Macroscelidea; Macroscelididae. Gene Ontology annotation, molecular function: RNA polymerase II transcription regulatory region sequence-specific DNA binding; DNA-binding transcription factor activity, RNA polymerase II-specific. The transcript is spliced from 4 exons. Gene Ontology annotation, biological process: urogenital system development; embryo development; regulation of transcription by RNA polymerase II. Gene Ontology annotation, cellular component: nucleus.
CGGGGCCGCUACUAAAACCCGGGACUCCCGGCCUUGGGCAGCCUGGGGAGGGACGCGGGCGGGACGGAGCUCGGCGCGCUGGCUGCUGGAGGGUAAUGGCCCUGCGAGGCUGUAGGCUCCGACCUCACCCGGAGUCGGCAGCGAGAGGCUCGCGGCGGCGCGGGGCUCCGGGAGAGCGCUGAGCUCCGGCUCCAAGCACCCCAGAUUUCGCCACUUCCGCGUCCCCCGGACUCCGAUCAGGGGGUCAGGAGCCGUGGUCGCUUGGGCUGCUCGCUCGCUCGCGGUUCUCCAGAUCAUGUCCGAGGCUCUCGGGACUUCGCUCGGAAGAAGCAGUUUGCACGGCGUGAAUGCAAUGAUCCUGCCCAGCUGCGCACCCCGCCGCCCGGCCCGGGUCUGAGCGCGCCGCCCGGACGGACUGUGCUGCGCGAGGGUUUUCUCUGCACGUGGUUGUCUCCCUGCAUUUUCACCAGAAGCCCUUGACCACCCGCUUCGGAGUCCUGGAAGAAAGAGGCGGCGUCCUCCAGCCCUCAGCGCUCACCAAGAUGGGGAGCAAGGCCCUACCAGCGCCCAUCCCGCUCCACCCAUCCCUGCAGCUCACCAACUACUCCUUCCUGCAGGCCGUAAACACCUUCCCUGCUGCUGUGGACCACCUGCAGGGCCUCUAUGGGCUCAGCGCGGUGCAGACCAUGCACAUGAACCACUGGACACUGGGGUACCCCAACAUGCACGAGAUCGCCCGCUCCACCAUCACCGAGAUGGCUGCUGCCCAGGGCCUCAUGGACGCUCGCUUCCCCUUCCCGGCUCUGCCCUUUACCACCCACCUGUUCCACCCCAAACAGGGGGCCAUUGCCCACGUGCUGCCAGCCCUGCACAAAGACCGGCCCCGUUUUGACUUUGCCAACUUGGCUGUGGCUGCCACACAAGAGGACCCUCCUAAGAUGGGGGACCUGACCAAGCUGAGCCCGGGCCUGGGCAGUCCUAUCUCGGGCCUCAGUAAAUUGACUCCGGACAGAAAGCCUUCCCGAGGGAGGUUGCCCUCCAAAACGAAAAAAGAGUUUAUCUGCAAGUUUUGCGGCAGACACUUUACCAAAUCCUACAACUUGCUCAUCCAUGAAAGGACCCAUACAGAUGAGAGGCCUUACACGUGUGACAUCUGUCACAAAGCCUUCCGGAGACAAGACCACUUGCGUGAUCACAGGUAUAUCCAUUCCAAGGAGAAACCUUUCAAAUGUCAGGAAUGUGGAAAAGGAUUUUGUCAGUCUAGAACUCUAGCCGUUCACAAAACUUUACAUAUGCAGGAAUCUCCACACAAAUGCCCCACAUGUGGAAGAACCUUUAAUCAGAGAAGUAAUCUGAAAACUCACCUUCUCACCCAUACAGACAUCAAGCCCUACAGCUGCGAGCAGUGCGGCAAAGUGUUCAGGCGAAACUGUGAUCUGCGGAGGCACAGCCUGACUCACACCCCGCGGCAGGACUUCUAGAGAAGCCCAGGAUCUGUCCCGUGCCGCUGCCACCCCCCUCCCCAGACACCUCUCCACGCCUCCCACCUGGAGGCCCCACCCUAGCCCCCUACUGACCCCAGCUCUUCCUUUGCUGCAGCCGCACCUGCAGCUCCAAGGAGUUUAACUCUUCUUCCGGAGGACUGAGAACUGUAGAAAGCCACACACAUACACCCCUUCACAAAGAGCAUAUGCUAGUUUCUUAUAGAUAUUCACAGCUCAUUUUAGAGCUCUGUACAGAAUGUUGUGGGUCUUUUGUCGUCUUGUUUUGUUUUUGUAUCUUGUUGGAUGCACCUAGAUAAUGGAAAAUGGAAGCCAAAUUUAUCUUUAAAGACUGUAUUUCAAAAAUAAAACUUUUUUUGUUUCAA